AUGGUUGUAUACGAGGAACUAAAAUACGUAGGAUUUGUUCAGUUGAUUGAGCUGAAAGCUUUAGCACUCUUGACGAAUCUAUAUGAUUUUUUCAAAGAUAACUCCCUUUGUCUCAAAAGUGCGAUUGUUUCUGUGGAAAGCAAAGUCAUCUCCUCCUUACAACUGAUUAACGAGAAGCUCAUAAUAUUGUGUGACUAUAAGCUUAGUUUUAUUGAUGACAAGUUGGACAAAUACGCUCCAGAUUUUAUCAAGAACCUCAUCGCCGGAUUAAAUUCAUAUAUUAAAGAAAAAGUAUCUUUUAUUGAGGAAUUCUUUGGACCACUAGUCCACAAAGUAAGAACUAUCCUUGAGGAUGGGUUAAGCAGGAUAGAGUCCCUCUUCCAAAAGUUUAUUGACGCCCAGAAGUCUGUAUUCCAAAACUUGGUUUCUAGAACUGAAUCCAUCCUUGAGAAUGGACUUGACUAUGCUAAAGAAGCACUAGACAAAAUCAAAAUUGUUGUGGGAAGUAUCCCAAUCAUUGGUGAGGCAGCACAAUCUAUGAUCACUAUACGCAUAGAUAUGGCUAUUCAGUGGAUCGAGACCACAACAUCUUACAUCAAGGAAAAUGGUAUAUUUGGAACCAUAACCUCAACAGUUAACCAAGUUGUAAAGGAAACUGAAGAAAUAAGUGCAUCCAUCAUCCAAAAAGGUACCGAAUCAGCCAACCAAGUUAUAUACAUAACCAUAUCUGUCGUCGGUGGUAUCCCAAUCAUUGGUGACACAGCACAAUCCAUCAUCACCACACAAACAGACAUGGCAAGUCAAUUGAUCAAUACCGCAACUUCUUCAAUCAAGGAGAAUGGCAUAUUUGGAGCUAUCACGUCAGCUGUAGAACAAGUUGUAAGUGAGGCACAAGAUGCAAGUGCAUCCAUCAUCCAAAAGGGUACCGAAUCAGUCAGCCAAGUUUUAGACACGACCAUAUCUGCUGUCGGUGGUAUCCCAAUCAUUGGUGAUGCGGCACAAUCCAUUAUCACGUCACAAACAGACAUGGCAAGUCAAUUGAUCGAUGCCACAACUUCUUCGGUCAAGGAGAAUGGUAUAUUUGGAACUAUCACGUCAGUAACCACGUCAGUAACCCAAAAUGUUAUAAACGGGGCACAAUCAACAACUGAAUCCAUCACCGAGUCAGUCAGCCAAGCUUUAGACACAACCACAUCUGCUAUCGGCAGUAUCCCAAUAAUUGGUGAGGCAGCACAAUCCAUUAUCACCUCACAAACAGAUUCCGUCAAGGAGAAUGGUAUAUUUGGAGCUAUCACUUCAGCAGCCAAAAAUGUUAUAAGCGAGGCACAAUCAACAACUGAAUCCAUCAUCCAAAAGGGUACCGAUUCAGCCAGUCAAGCUUUAGACACAACCAAAUCUGUUAUCGGCAGUAUCCCAAUAAUUGGUGAUACAGCACAAUCCAUCAUCACCACACCAACAGACAUGGCAAGUCAAUUGAUUGAUACUACAACUUCUUCAGUAAAGGAGAAUGGUAUAUUGGGAGCUAUCACAUCAGCAGGUAAAAAUGUUAUAAGCGGGGCACAAUCAACAACUGAAUCCAUCAUCCAAAAGGGUACCAACUCAGCCGGCCAAGCUUUAGGCUCAACCAAAUACUUUGUCAUCGGUAUCCCAAUCAUUGGUGAUGCAGCAGACUCCAUCAUCACUAAACAAACAGACAUGGCAAAUCAAUUGAUUGAUAGUACAACUUCUUCGGUCAAGCAGAAUGGUAUAUUUGGAGCUAUCACGUCAGCAGCUGGACGUGUUGUAAACGAGGCACAAGCAACAGGUACAUCCAUCAUCCAAAAGGGUACCGAGUCAGCCAGCCAAGCUUUAGACACAACCAAAAAUGUUGUUGGUGGUAUCCCAAUCAUUGGUGAUGCAGCUCAAUCCAUCAUCACCAAACAAACAGACAUGGCAAAUCAAUUGAUCGAUACCACGACUUCUUCUGUCAAGGAGAAUGAUAAGGAUAAUGACUGA
Molecule: messenger RNA, 1995 nt
Organism: Lactuca saligna
Lineage: Eukaryota; Viridiplantae; Streptophyta; Magnoliopsida; Asterales; Asteraceae
Source: the annotation of a GenBank genome assembly